Messenger RNA from Zea mays, 3120 nucleotides. RefSeq lists its product as uncharacterized. The transcript has 8 exons. Lineage: Eukaryota; Viridiplantae; Streptophyta; Magnoliopsida; Poales; Poaceae. The record is from RefSeq and is a predicted model, not a curated record. Bases 940 to 3027 code for a protein of 695 amino acids.
UCGAGAGUGGGCGCCUGGCGAUGCCAUGCCCCCGCGUCGCCUCCCCUACGCGUCUGCCAUGUGGACCCGCCUCGGUCUUCCCCUCCGGCCUCCGCGCAACCAUAGCAAUGGCCAUGGUCUUCCCCUCCACGCAACCAGCAACCGCCAUGCCCCUCGGUCUUCCCCUCCGUCCUCUGCGCAACCGCCAUGGUCUUCCCCUCCGCGCAACCACAGCAACCGCCAUGCCCCUACCUCGCACCAUCCGCCAUGCCUUCGCCUCGCAGGAUCCGCCAUGCCAGCGUCUCGGCUUCUCCUCCGUUCAGCCGCCCGACCCGCCGCCUUCCCCUCCGCAAAACAGCCAUGUCCCCGCCUCGGCUAACCCUAUGCGCAGAUCCACAGCCGCCCGACCCGCCAGGACCUGCCUCUCCUUCCCCUCCGCGCUCAAACAACCAAGCCGAGCCGAGGAAAUGCGCCCACAAAUUUGGACACUCCGCGCAGCCACACGAACUGCCAUGCAACCACCUCGCACGAUCCGUCAUGCCCCCGCCUCGCACGAUCCGCCGUGCCAGCGCCUCGGCUUCCCCUUCGUGCAACCGCCCGACCCGCCAGGACCCUGUCUCUCCUUCCCCUCCGCGCUCGGCUUGGCCCACAAAUUUGGAAAUGCACCCACAAAUUUGGAAGCCACGGCAAUGGCGCCCGAUUUGGCUAUGGCGUCGCUGAUUUGGAAAUCGCACAAUCUACGUCGCCGAUUUGGAAAGCACGAUCUCGGUACCGCAAUCACAACAACUAUCCCCCAAAUGUCGCGCCCACCCACGUCCAGCUGACUUAGGAGGGUCCAAGCAGGAGCCUACUCCUCAUUUGCCCCUGUUCAGAGGUGAUCAAAUAGGAUCAAACUCGCUUGGACCAAUAGACGAUGCUAAUGAACGUAAGAGGCAAAGGGAUAGAGAAAGAUAUGCCACGAUGUCCAUUGAACAAAAGAAUGAGAAAAAUAGGAAGCGCCGUGAAGCACGUCAACGAAACAAAGGACUACCCCUAAAGUCUGAGUCAUCUAGAGGUCCUAUUAAAAACACUCCAUUGGCUGGUAAUUCUAUCGAACGAAAGAGGCAAAGGGAUAGAGAAAGGCGUGCAACAAUGUCGGUUGAACAAAGGAAUGAGUACAAUAACAAGCGUCGUCAAAUGCGUCAACGAAAUAAGGGACAAAAUGUGAUGCCCGAUGUUUCAGGAGAUGGCGACAAAAAAGAAAAUGUGGAUCCAGAUGAUGAUAGCGACUGGCUGCAUCGGAACGAGACAUUCCAGUCAAACGACUAUGUCGCAACGACAGACCUUCUGCCACCAGGCAGUGUGCAUGAAUCUGUUGGUGUCAUUGGGGAACCGAGUAUCGGCGUUAGGGAGUAUAGGCUUGAACGCCUUAGGUUGUAUAAUCAGACACCAAAGCAAAAAGAGGCAAAGAUAGAGUACAUGAGAAAACGUAGAGUGCUACAGGCUGACACUCUGAAUGUUGCGUCCAUCGCCAUGGAGGACCCAACAUAUACCCCUGAGGUUGUGCACCCUGCAACGGAACCUUCAACAGUUACCACCUGCGACUGGGUUAUCCCUGAAUUCAUUAGGACACCUUUCCUACCAGCUCAAACACAGACCGAGGAUGUCGGUUCAUUCGAUAUGUCUACUGAAGCAAUAAGACAUAAACAUCAUGUGCCGCGUGGGGAAAGACAAGCUAUCUUAGCCCGUCGAAACAAACAAUUUCAAGCAUCCAUUGCAAGGAACGUGACUACUUUGAAUGGGGAUACUAUCGGUGACGCCAACAACAAUGCACAAUGUAGCGUUCCAUGCCAAGCCGCUACCUUGCCAACAAAUGGAAGUGAAGGCAUAACCGAACAAGGAAAUGAGGUGGAGCAUACACAAGAGAAGCCAACGGUCAUUUCCAAUGAUGAUGAUGAUGAUGAUGAGGCUGUCAUAUUCGAAGAAGAUGAUGACAACGACGAGGGAUACAUAUUCGCUGGCCAAUGUACUUAUGUCAAUUUUUAUUAUGAUUAUGAUACCAAGGCUUAUAUAAAUACACAUGUCUUAGUCGUUGUUUUCCAAAAAAUAUCAGACGAGGAGACUGACGAGGACAUCGAAAUCGAUGGUACUCAGGAUGAAUCUACUGGCACUGAUGUGCCUGACCCGUACGACAAGGUAUACAGUAACCUCCCUGAAGAAACACAUAUGCUGAAGCCUGUUCCUGACUGCGGUUAUUGCACUGCGAAGAAGUUUGAGUACGAGCCACCUGGGUUUUGCUGUCGUGGUGGGAAGGUUGAGCUAGCACCACUCGAUACCCCUCCCCAGCUCAGGAGGUUGUGGGAUAGUGCAGACUCUGAUGCUAAGCACUUUCGUGAUAACAUUAGGUUUUUUAAUGGCCAUUUCUCUUUCACUUCCCUAUACUGUUGCCUCGAUAGUAUGACAACUAAUGUGCGAGAUUCUGGUAUAUACACGUUCCGGGCACAAGGCAUGAUGUACCACAAUAUCAAGUCAUUCGGUAAGGAAGGUGGGUCGGAGCAUAAACAUCUAGAGCUUUACUUUUACGAUGACGAUCCCAGUCUCGAGCAUCGGUACCGUAAGUGUCGUGAAGAACAGCUUCAGAAAGACAAAGAUGUUAUUAAACAGAUAGUUGGCAUACUCCAUGGAAACCCGUACUCCGAGCACCUUAGGAGCAUGGGCCAUGUUGAGAACCUUGAUGACUAUCAUAUCGCAUUGAACCUUGACCAGACUUUGAACCAGAAGACAUAUAACACGCCUCUCACUUCGGAGGUGGCCGCUGUAUGGAUCGAGGGGAGCGAACGGCGAGGCCAGUUCAGCAAGAGUGUUAUGUUACAUGGGAAGGAUAGGUCAAGCCACGGCAUCCGCUCAUACCAUGGAUGCUACGAUGCACUAUCGUAUCCACUGUUCUUCCCUAAAGGUGAACUUGGAUGGCAUGCAAAUAUCCCAAAGGUUGGUGUAUCCAUGGAUGAAGUGGAUGCAUACCGUGCGACACAUAGGGCAAAUAAUUCAAACGAUGAAGAUGCAGGUUAGUUGUUUCUUUGUACUUUGCGAUUUUUGCACAUUAUUAACUAUUCUUUCAACAUCACUCACUUUUCAAUCCUUGCGUAUGCAGAAUCUCCUACC